UUCCCGGAAGCGGCGCGAGCGCUUCCGCCGCUUCCGGCCGGGCGGGGAAGGGGCGGGAGGGGGAGGAAGGGAAGGAGGAAGGGAAAGGAAAGGAAAGGAAGGACGGCACGAAGGAGGAGCUGAGGCGGCCGCGCACGGAGCGGCGGGACCCGCCACGGGAGAUCCCCGCGCCUSCCGGCAGCCAUGCGAACGGCGGGAUGAGGCUGCAGGCGGUGCUGGAGCAGCUGCAGAAGCAGCAGCAGCAGCAGCAACAGCAGCAGCAGCAGCCGGCGGUGUCCAUGGAGCGCCGGGAGCCGCCGGUUCCGGUGCCGGUGCCGCCGGUGCCGGUACCGCAGCCCCGCGCCGGGAGAGCUCCGGGCACGGCGGCACCGGGCAGAGGCAGCGCCCGGCCCUUCGAGCGGAGCGGCGGCAACGCGGAGCUGGACGASGAGGAGGAGGAGGAGGAAGAUGAGGAGGAGGAGGAGGAGGAUGAGGACGGCGCCGAGCUGGAGGACAAGGAGCGCUGCUCUGCCCUCAAGUAUUUGGGCGCUGCCAAAGCCGCCCAGCCCAGCCCCAGAGGAGGCUCCGCCUGCAGCCCGGGGCCCGCGCCGGGACAGCCGCGGGGAGCGCAGCAGGGCAGGGACUGUGCCCAGCACCCGGGGGGCACCGCGGGACGGCCCGGCUGGCGCCUGGACGAGCAGCUCAAACAGGUCAUUUCCCCCGCAGGAACUCCCAUCAACCGGAUCCCCAUCAUGGCCAAGCAGAUCCUGGACCUGUACAUGCUCUACAAGCUGGUGACCGAGAAGGGCGGCCUGGUGGAGAUCAUCAACAAGAAAAUCUGGAGGGAGAUCACCAAGGGCCUCAACCUGCCCACCUCCAUCACCAGCGCCGCCUUCACCCUGCGCACCCAGUACAUGAAGUACCUCAGUCAGGAAUAUCCUGAGGGUGAAACCUCCCACUCCUGGAAUUGGGAGAGCCCUCCUGGGACUGGGAGAGCCUUACUGGCAAUGGGAGAGCCUUACUGGGACUGGGAGAGCCCUAGUGGGAACAGGAGACUCCUCCUGGGAAUGGCAAUGUCAGUGCCCGCUCCAUGCCCAGGUGACGGUGCGGUGCCGCUGACCGUGGCCGUGCCCAGCCGCCUGGCCGUGCCGGUGGCUCUGGGUGGCCCUGCGGCCAGCAGGACGGCGGCGCUGGAGCAGCUGCGGGAGCGGCUGGAGGCGGGCGAGCCCCCCGAGAAGAAGGGGGCGCGGCUGACGGACGAGGAGCAGCGGAUGGUGCAGCAGGCGCUGCAGCGCAACCUGCUCAGCGUGGCCCGGCAGAUCCCYAUGAGGAUCAAAAUCAACGGCAAGGACAAGGCUGACUCGGCAGCGGCGGCGCUGAACCUGUCCCCCAAUGGCAUCGGGAGCAUCAACAUGUCCGUGGAGAUCAAUGGCACCACCUACGCUGGGGUGCUGUUUGCCCAGAAGCCCGUGGUGCAGCUCCUGGCCGGCGCGGGCGCCCAGAGCUCCUGCAGCAGCAGCAGCAGCAGCAGCAGCAGCAGCAGCUCCCACUGCUCCCCCAGCCCUACCUCAUCCCGGGGCACGCCGGGUGCUGAGCCCUCCACCAGCUGGUCACUCUGAUGGGCACCGUGUCCAGCACUGGGCACUGUGUCUGGCACUGGGCAUUGUGUCCAGCACUGGGCACCAUGUCCGGCACUGGGCACUGUGUCUGGCACUGGGCAUUGUGUCCAGCACUGGGCACCAUGUCCGGCACUGGGCACUGUGUCUGGCACUGGGCAUCGUGUCCCACCCCGGGCACAGUGUCCACCCCGGGCACAGUGUCCAGCCCGGUCACAGUGUCCCACGCUGGCACCGUGUCCCAGCCCGGCUCGGGAACAAGCCGGGAGUCGCACAGAUACCUCAUCUCAAGGAACCUGCUCUGGCCAGCGAGAGGAUGAUGAUGAUGGCGAUGAUGAUGGUGGUGGUGGUGCUGGUGGUGAAACCUUUCCAUGCCAGCAAGUUUUCCUUCAUCAUCUCUUUUUGUCCGGCCUUUUUUGCUUUGUUCCCUCCCUUUCCCUCCUCCUUUUUGCUCUUUGUUUCCUCCUCCUCCCAGGGUCUGUUCCYAUGGAGGGAGGGGGGCACACCUGGCGUUUCUCAAUCAGGGAUGUGGCCGGGAUGUCACCAGGGCAGGGUGAGAGCUGGGGCUGGGGCAGGGAACCCUGGUUCUCCUGGAACCGGGGCCCAGUGGGGUUCUGCCCACCCACAACUCGGUGUUUUGACAAUCCUGAGAGGGGGAAACGCAGCRGGGCUGCCUGGCCCUGUCCUCCCGUGGCAGACUGCGCGUGUCCCCUUCCUGCUGUGUCCCCASGGGAGAUUCCUGCUCUUCCCCAUGGUUUUGGCACUGCUUGGUUCUAGCUCUGGUGCCACCUCAUCCCUCCUGUUGCCUUCAGGAGUUCCAGAUGCCCCUGAUGUGUCCUUGAGGAGCCUCCCAGUGAUCCCUGACACCCUGAGCCUGCUGGGGCUCCAUGUCCUGUGUCCCUGAGGAGCUCCCCAGUGACACCAGCCCUUGAUGGCCUGAGGGUGCUGGGGCUCCGUGUCCCCUGAGAAGCUCCCCUGACACCCUGAGCCUGCUGGGGCUCUGUGUCCUGUGUCCCCUGAGGAGCUCCCCGGUGAUCCUUGACACUCUGAGGGUCCUGGAGCUCCUUGUCCUGUGUCCCUGAGGAGCUCCCUGGUGACACUGGCCCUGACACCCUGCCCGUGCUGGGGCUCCGUGUCCCCUGCCCCCAUGCCAUUGUCACCUGGCUCGAUCCAGGCUCCCUGAGGCGGCUCUGGAAGCCCUGCAGUGCUGAGUGCCGAGGGCAGGGGUGGCAGAACCCAGUCAGGGCUGUGGAUGAUGUGGCACACGGGGAUUGUUUGGGGCUCUGAACAAACCCCCUGAACCGAACCUGAGCGGGGCGGACCCGCUGCUCUCCGGGGAGAGGCAGAGCCCAGGAACCCGCGCCCUUCUCGCCCUGCCCUCAGGACCCCCAGCUGGAUCAGAGCUGGAACCGCCUGGCUCCUGAUCAGCUGUCCCCUCACACUGUCCCCUGCCCGGGUGGCCUUUGCUCCAGGCUCCAUCUCCUGCCCUGCUGACGUCCCUGCCGUGCUGCAGGCCCGAGUCAGGUUUUUUUGAGCAGACGAAAUACCUCAGAUACCCGUACUUGUCGUUGGGUUGGUUUUGUUUGUGUUGGGUUGGUUGUUUUUUUUUAACCUCUUCAGGAAGUUUUGGCGUAUCCUAUCGCUUKGGGUUUCCGUGGGUGGCUUUGCUGACUUUGUGUUUGCUUUUACUCCUUCUCCUUUCCAAACGAAUCACCAAAGACAGGAAGUUCAAGCAAGGCUGAGCCUCCAGGCCAGCGGGAGCCGAGCUCCAGGCUCAUCCUGGGACAGGGAAAGCGGGGCGGAAGCAAUCGUGGUGUUUGGCUCUGGCCGUUAUCCUUUGCUUCCGAGCUCCUGGUGCCAGUUUGUGCCCCGUGGCCGGAGCUCUCCCGCAGUUCCGAGGCCUCUCUGGGGUUCGGAAGGUGGCAAUGCACAUGUCCUGAGAGUGAUGCUGCUCCCUGUGGCCAGGGGAAGCCGGGCUCACCCCGCAGGCUCCACAGCAUUUCAUCCCCGCAGACUCCCAGAGGAUUUUCCAACCUCUGGGACUCAAUCACAUGAUUUUAUUUUCCCCCUUUUUUUGUUGUUGUUUUUGGUUUUUUAAAAUUUUUAUUUUAUUUUAUUCGGGGGUGGGGUUGGGGCUGUUUCCUCUGAGUGGGACCGGGGCACUUUCUGCUUUUCCCUCUGCUCUGCCGCUUGGCCCCGGGGAGCAGAGGCUGCUCCGGGGCRGCGUCGCUCUGUCUCACUCGCUAACCUCGUGUUUUCUUGCACAGAAAGGCACUCGAAUCACUGAACUGCUUGGACACUACUCAGAGUAUUAAUGUUUAUAAGCUUUACUCAACCUAGACUGGAACUAGCCAGGGACUAACAGAUUGUUUUGUAUCCAAUUCAGGGAAAGAAUCAGGUCGGGAAGCGUUAACAGAUACCUCAGUUAAAUAAGCUGCACCAAUAAAGCGGUCCUGUCCCACUGCAGGGUGACAAGGACCGGCCAGACUGUGAAGAGUUCCCCCGUUGCCCCAAGCCUGGCUUUGACCCGAGCCCGGGUCUCCUGCUGAGCUGCCAGGCUGUGGGGAGGGGGCAGCAGUGCGGGGGAAGGGGGGGCUGCCCCAGCCCGGUGUAGUCUCAGGGUUCSAUGCUGCGAGCAGGAUGUUCCCGAGGGAAGGAAGCGCUCCCGCUUCGCAGCGCUGCUCCAUCCUCCCCCAAAAUGCUCCACGCACCAGCCAAAAAUCCCCGGGGGCGCUUCGGGCGGCCGGGAGAGCCAAGCCCGGCCGGGAGGGUGAGCCCAGCCCGCUCCCGGAGCUGCCGGGGAGGCACACGGAGGCUGUGCGUGCCCACCCAGGCUCCCAAAGCGAACGCGAACGGGUCACAGCGAGCCCUCGGGGUGCCUUCCGAAAGGCGUUCAGAGGGUCUCCCCAAACCGCUGCAGCAGCCUUGCUACUAAGUUUUCUUACCUAUUUAAAAUUUAAAAGGAAAAAAAAUAAUAAAAUAAGUAAAUAAAAACAAAUGUGAUAGCCUAGGCGGUGGAUAAAUACCUCAACGUCUCCUUUCCAACAAGUGUCUGUAUAUGUUGUUGUUGGGUUUUUUCUAUCUUAACAGGUUAUCUGAAUGUUUAUAUUCCAAUAAACUUCUACCUCUUCACACUGUGA
Malurus melanocephalus (red-backed fairy wren) is the source of this 4735-nucleotide messenger RNA. It is a transcript of the gene ARID3B, whose product is annotated as AT-rich interaction domain 3B. NCBI's taxonomy places the organism in Eukaryota, Metazoa, Chordata, Aves, Passeriformes, Maluridae. Bases 198 to 1598 code for a protein of 466 amino acids. Gene Ontology annotation, molecular function: DNA binding. The record is from RefSeq and is a predicted model, not a curated record. Gene Ontology annotation, biological process: regulation of transcription by RNA polymerase II. The transcript has 7 exons. Gene Ontology annotation, cellular component: nucleus.